GCGGCAUAACCACUGAGCUAAAUCCCCAGCCCUUGGCUACUGACCUCUGAACAGACACACCCAGGUGGAGGCAAUAAAACCCUAAGCAGCCUGGAUGCGGAGGAACUGGGCCAGGCACAUGACCCCUGGAUCGUCAACUACAGCGCCCCAGAGCACCUGGACACUGAGAAGGGGACCCAACCAUGAGGAGGCUCUUCUUGGUUACCUGCCUGGUGGCUGUGCUGCUUCAAGAGGCUGGUGCAGUCCCAGCAUCCCAGGUCCCUGACAAGACCAAAGGCAAACAUUCAGCCUCUGAACAGGACACAGAGAAAGCCUGGGGCAACCACAUCUUGCAACCCCUGGAGAAGGAUGACCAACUGGUGGAUCUGUUCCCUGCGCCAAAACCAAAUCUUGCAGCCAUCUCGAAGCCAGGUAACAAAGCCUGGGUGGAGACUGAGGACAUGCUGAGCCAUUUUCGAAGACCCCAGCAGGGUCCUGAGACUGACCACGACAGUCUGUACCAUCCUGAAUCUGAGGAGAUCCAGGUUGAGGAAGAGCCCUUUUCCUGGGCAGUGCUGUCUCGCCAGGUGCUUCAGGGGCCAGAGGAGGACCUAGACCACAUCUACCACCCUGUGGAGGAGUCCUAGGGGCCUUGAACACCCUUAUACUCCUGUCCCAAGGUCCAGGAGGUCGGGAUUGCUGACCCUUCUCAGCUAGAAAAAUAAAUACCUGCAAACAGAAGUGGAAGGCCACAUGCUUCUUUAAGACCAACAACUCUGGAGCCCAACCUGCUGUCUAGGAGGAGGGAGCUGUAUCUGUCCCAUGCAUGGCACAGAAGGAGUCCCCAGGGUCAUAAAAGGCCCAGCUGACCCUCAGCUCCUGAACAUUUGGCCCCCACGUGGCCAUCUCUCUCCACGUGGUGAUGGAAUAAAGGAUGCGGCAGUAGUCA
Messenger RNA from Heterocephalus glaber (naked mole-rat), 928 nucleotides. It is a transcript of the gene Prap1, whose product is annotated as proline rich acidic protein 1. NCBI's taxonomy places the organism in Eukaryota, Metazoa, Chordata, Mammalia, Rodentia, Bathyergidae. The record is from RefSeq and is a predicted model, not a curated record.